Drosophila teissieri is the source of this 3928-nucleotide messenger RNA. RefSeq names its product potassium voltage-gated channel protein Shal (gene Shal). The record is from RefSeq and is a predicted model, not a curated record. Gene Ontology annotation, molecular function: A-type (transient outward) potassium channel activity; protein binding. Gene Ontology annotation, cellular component: membrane; voltage-gated potassium channel complex. The coding region runs from base 626 to 2341 and encodes 571 amino acids. Gene Ontology annotation, biological process: protein homooligomerization; potassium ion transmembrane transport. Lineage: Eukaryota; Metazoa; Arthropoda; Insecta; Diptera; Drosophilidae. The transcript has 7 exons.
UUUGUCGAGAACUGUUUGUCUGAACGCCCCCAAGAAAAAGCCGAGCGGAGCAAAAAGCGGGACGCAGUUUGGGCCAAGUUUUUUGUGGCCCCCGUGCGUGCAGGAAAGGCAGAGAAAAGUGUCAGAAAAUUAGUUUUUCCAAAAACAGAGGAGGGCCAGCAUCGAAUUUCCCGGAUUGAAAGCGUGGAAAAUGUACACGCAGUAGUGCGGAAAAUGUGCGGCUGACGGAAGGAGGCGGUGGAGGUGGGAAAAGUUGCUGCACAUCAACACAACUGGAGAACACAAGAAACUUUUCAUAUCCCCGCAGUGAACGAUUAAAAGCAAAAGUAGCAGCAGCCACAGCAAAAUGACAGCAAUAAGUUCAAGCAAUAAAACACAGCUAGCCAGAAAUUGCAAACAUGCACUCACAUCACAAUAAGGACGGGCGGCGGACGAAAGCUUUAAAAUAGGAGUUAAUUACCGGACUCCCCAUCCCGCAGAGCACCCGGCACCCCGCACCCGGGACUCCCCACUAAACUGCCAAAUAAUAUAGGAAAUUAGCCAGCCGAAGGACGGAACCCAGCGAGGAGCGCAGGAAAGAAGGCCCUACUGUCAGCCGGGACACUGAAACAUUCCACCCCACAGCAUGGCCUCGGUCGCCGCUUGGCUGCCCUUCGCCCGGGCGGCGGCCAUCGGGUGGGUGCCGAUAGCCACCCACCCACUGCCACCGCCCCCGAUGCCCAAGGAUCGCCGCAAAACAGACGACGAGAAGCUCCUGAUCAACGUCUCCGGGCGGCGCUUCGAGACGUGGCGGAAUACCUUGGAGAAGUAUCCGGACACCCUUCUAGGUUCUAAUGAAAGGGAGUUCUUCUAUGAUGAGGACUGCAAAGAGUACUUCUUCGACCGGGAUCCGGACAUCUUCCGGCACAUACUGAACUACUACCGGACGGGCAAGCUGCAUUACCCGAAGCACGAAUGCCUCACCAGCUACGACGAGGAGCUGGCCUUCUUUGGCAUAAUGCCGGAUGUCAUAGGCGACUGCUGCUACGAGGACUACCGGGACCGGAAGCGGGAGAACGCGGAGCGGCUGAUGGACGACAAGUUGUCGGAGAACGGGGAUCAGAAUCUGCAGCAGCUGACCAACAUGCGCCAGAAAAUGUGGCGGGCCUUCGAGAACCCGCACACGUCGACGAGCGCCCUGGUGUUCUACUAUGUUACGGGUUUCUUCAUCGCCGUCUCCGUGAUGGCCAACGUGGUGGAGACGGUGCCGUGUGGCCACCGGCCGGGCAGAGCAGGAACUCUGCCCUGCGGCGAGCGCUACAAGAUCGUCUUCUUCUGCCUGGAUACCGCCUGCGUGAUGAUCUUCACGGCGGAGUACCUACUCCGGCUGUUCGCCGCCCCCGAUCGCUGCAAGUUCGUGCGCUCGGUGAUGAGCAUCAUCGACGUGGUGGCCAUUAUGCCGUACUACAUUGGCCUUGGGAUCACCGACAACGACGACGUGAGCGGAGCUUUCGUGACGCUGCGCGUGUUCCGCGUCUUCCGCAUCUUCAAGUUCUCGCGUCACUCGCAAGGACUCCGGAUCCUCGGCUACACGCUCAAGUCCUGCGCCAGCGAGCUGGGCUUCCUCGUCUUCUCGCUGGCCAUGGCCAUUAUCAUCUUUGCCACCGUCAUGUUCUACGCCGAGAAGAACGUCAACGGCACCAACUUCACAUCGAUUCCGGCGGCCUUCUGGUACACCAUCGUCACAAUGACGACGCUGGGAUAUGGCGACAUGGUGCCAGAGACAAUAGCUGGCAAAAUUGUGGGCGGCGUUUGCUCGCUCAGCGGUGUGCUGGUCAUCGCCUUACCUGUACCUGUUAUCGUAUCGAACUUUAGUAGAAUCUAUCACCAGAACCAACGAGCGGACAAGCGCAAGGCGCAGCGGAAAGCUCGCCUGGCGCGCAUCCGCAUUGCCAAGGCCUCGUCCGGAGCCGCCUUUGUCAGCAAGAAGAAGGCCGCCGAGGCCCGGUGGGCGGCCCAGGAGUCGGGCAUCGAGCUGGAUGACAACUAUCGGGACGAGGACAUCUUUGAGCUGCAGCACCAUCAUUUGCUGCGAUGUCUGGAGAAGACAACGGAUCGAGAAUUUGUCGAGUUAGAAAUUCCGUUUAACGGCCAGCCCAAGAGGCCGGGCUCCCCGUCCCCGAUGGCCAGUCCCGCCCACUCGACAAACAGUGCCGCCGGCCUGCUGCAGUCCUGCUGCGGCCGCUGCUGCUCCCAGCGCUACCAGGCCUGCGGCAAGUACAUGCCAGCUGCCAGCAAUGCUCAGAAUAGCCAAAACAAUCAGCCCAUGGAUGGCACCUACCUGGUGGAGGCCUCGUUCUGAGCCGGCAGCAGCAGGUUGGCGUCUGGAUGCUCAUCCUUGGCCAGGGACGCAGCCACAUCCCAAUCCAGAUCGAGAUGAUUUACGUUUACGUUUAGUCUAACUUGAAAAGUUUUUAAACUAAAUUGAAUUCGUUUGUAGACGACAUGUCGUGUGUGUUUAGUCGCCAAAUAUAAAAUUGAUGGACCCGAGGAAUUACUAAAGCCGAAAUACAACUGUAAUCUCUAAAAUCUGAUUUUCGAGUUUAACGAGCAAAAUGAUUAAUUAAAUGCAAGCCAUUGCAGACUCAAAUGAAAGCAUCUCCGAAUGUGUGAAGUAUAAAGGGCACAUUAAAAUAAAAUAAAACAAGUAACAAAUGAAAUAAAAGUGCCCAACCCAGAUUCUGCGGCGGCAAUGUCGGAUUUGAUUAGCGAAGACCCGUUAAUGAAAAAACCAAAUAUUAAUUAUAAUAAUAUGCAACACUAUUUACUUUAUUUAGGUGACAAGACAACAACAGCAAACAACAGAAACCGAAGCAUUUUAGAGGAAUUUACUGUGUAUGUUUUAAUAAUGUGAGCAUAAAUAGUUGAAGAAAGAACUCGAAAGAUCUAGCUAAUAGGAUCUAUAACUGACGAAGGGCAGAGUCCAAAAACCAAAAUAACAAUUUUAACAGCAAACGAUUUGUGUAGCCAGGAAACGAGCAAGGAAUGGAAGUUUACGAGAAAAUUAUGAAGAUAUUAAUACGAAUUGUGUAUUUUUUAAGUGGUCCGUAGUUUAGUAGGUGUGAUCUUCAUCGACUACUCCCCCAUUCUUUCUCAUCAGCAAUGAUCUCUUAGUCAGCAUUACCGCAUUUGUGUGACAACCUCAUUUUCCCACAAUAAAUUAUGUGUACAGCAAAGAGGUUUCAGUUCGUCAUUCAACCUUUUAUCCGAUGUACUCCAAAAUGAACUAAUCAAAAUCUAUUGAAAAACCAAAAUUACAACUUUCUUCCAAGAACUAAGUUAGCAAGAAAACUAUUUAAAUGUAUAUGUGUGUGUAGGAAAGGCUUUAACGAAUUGGAACAUUAACUAACUAAAUGAACUCUUAGCAAAUUCUAACAGCAACUUAAAGUAUAUUAAUUAAUUCUAAAUUAAAAUCAAACAUUUAAAAUUAGUUCAAGUAAACAACUUAAAAAACAACAUAAAUAUGGAGCUUGUAUGUAUGUAUGAUAAAUUUAUUAUGAUUACUCUAAUUAUUAUUAGUCGGCGAUGAAUACGAUAAUAGUGUUGCCUAUUUGUUUCUAACUCUCUAAGUUGCCUAAUAAUUUCCCAAAAGAACAAGCUAAACUUACAAAAAUCACAGCUGUCGUUAAUCAAAACGAAGCUGUGAGUAAAACGCUAAAGAGGCGAUUAUGAUUAGAUCGGAAAUAUACAAAAACCACAUCAAGAAGACAAGCAAAAAUUUGGUUACUAAAACCAACUCUUGUAGCGAUAUUCUAAAAGAAAACCAAUCUAUCAGAUAAACGAAAGUCGGGGUAGAAACCCAUAUCCGAUGGAGGAAGACGACAUUUCUCUUUUGAUUUUUAGUGAUAUGUAAUUCGAAUUGAGUGACAGCAAAACCAAAUACUCUGCC